Molecule: messenger RNA, 1089 nt
Organism: Helianthus annuus (common sunflower)
Lineage: Eukaryota; Viridiplantae; Streptophyta; Magnoliopsida; Asterales; Asteraceae
Product: plasmodesmata-located protein 6
Exons: 4
Coding region: 1-1089 (362 amino acids)
Cellular component (GO): plasmodesma
Source: RefSeq, a predicted model, not a curated record
AUGAUACAAACUCUCUCUCUUUCUUUUCUAAUAUUAUCUCUCAUGUUCUCCAUCAUAUCGAUUUCUACCGCAAACUCCAACGUUUAUGUUCAAUGCUCUCAACUCAACUUCACAUCAGUGACACCAUAUGACUCGAAUGUUAACUCGCUUUUCACUUCUUUAGUCGACUCGGCCUCUAUUUGCAACUUCAACAAAUUUGAAAUAGCCCCACUAAACGAUGUUGUGUAUGGCCUCUACCAAUGUAGAGGUGACCUUAGCUCCCCCAAUUGCAAAGACUGUGUGUCCAACUCUAUAAGUCAACUCAAGACAAUUUGUCCUAUGUCCAGAGGUGGUGCAAUACAAUUAGAAGAAUGUUUUGUGAAGUACAAUGAAGCAUCCUUCUUUGAGGAAGAUGACAAGAUGGAGGUGUAUAAGAGAUGUGGCCCUUCAGUUGGCUAUAAUUAUGAUGUUUUGAACAAUAUAGAUGGUGUGUUGGCAUAUCUAGUCUAUGGGAAUGGGCAAUACUUUCGUCAAUAUGAUUUUGCUACCAUACAAGGCGUUGCACAAUGUGUACAAGAUUUGAGUUUAAGCGAUUGUCAAGAUUGUCUUUCGGAGGCAAGUAGACAGUUGAGAUCAGAGUGUGAAACAUCGACUUGGGGUGAUAUGUAUCUGGGAAAAUGUUAUAUCCGAUACGCCGAUCAUGGCAAUGAGAAUCAUGCAAAUGACGGCUUUGUAGCAAUAGUUGGCGUUGGGAGUUUGACUUUUUCUGUCAAAAACUACUGCACAAUAAACGUUAUCAAUAAAGGAAUGGAAAAGAUGAAGAAAUAUGUCGAAGGAGCCAAAAAAGACGUUGAGUUAGUCAAAUCUGAUGCAAAAUCCGCCAAGGAAAAGGCACAAAAAGCUGAGAUUGAAGCAAAAUCAGCCAAGGAAAAGGCACAAAAAGCUGAAACUGAAGCAAACUCGGCCAAGGAAAAGACAGAUAAAACAGAGAAAAUAGUAGGAGAAGAAAUAGCUAAAAAUGGAUUCAAGUUAUAUAUUUCAUAUGAGCCGCAAAUUUCCAUGCCACCUCCUUGCUAUUACGUGUCACAUUCGAGUCCUUGCUAUUGGUAA